This is a messenger RNA of Homarus americanus (American lobster), 465 nucleotides long. RefSeq lists its product as uncharacterized. The transcript has a single exon. NCBI's taxonomy places the organism in Eukaryota, Metazoa, Arthropoda, Malacostraca, Decapoda, Nephropidae. The record is from RefSeq and is a predicted model, not a curated record. The coding region runs from base 1 to 465 and encodes 154 amino acids.
AUGCCCCACCCCACCUCACCCCACCCCGGUGCCCAACCUCCAGUGCCCACAUCAACCCAGUACCAUCAACCCCCACUACCCACAUCAACCUCCAGUACUCUCAUCAACCUCCAGUACCCACAUCAACCUCCAGUACCCAUAUCAACCCCAGUACCCACAUCAACCCCCACUACCCACAUCAACCCUCCAGUGCCCACAUUAACCUCCAGUACCCAUAUCAACCCCAGUACCCACAUCAACCCCCACUACCCACAUCAACCCUCCAGUGCCCACAUUAACCUCCAGUACCCAUAUCAACCCCAGUACCCACAUCAACCCUCCAGUACCCACAUCAACCCCAGGCACCACAUCAACCCCCACUACCCACAUCAACCCUCCAGUGCCCACAUUAACCCUCCAGUACCAUAUCAACCUCUCAGUACCACAUCAACCCCACUGCCCACAUCAACCCUCCAGUGCUCAUGA